Molecule: messenger RNA, 1921 nt
Organism: Selaginella moellendorffii
Lineage: Eukaryota; Viridiplantae; Streptophyta; Lycopodiopsida; Selaginellales; Selaginellaceae
Product: protein DETOXIFICATION 16
Exons: 9
Coding region: 404-1807 (467 amino acids)
Biological process (GO): xenobiotic detoxification by transmembrane export across the plasma membrane
Cellular component (GO): membrane
Molecular function (GO): antiporter activity; xenobiotic transmembrane transporter activity
Source: RefSeq, a predicted model, not a curated record
GCAACUUUCGUCAGCAUUCUCUACGCUUGCAGCCAUGCAGGCCGGUUUGACGAAGCUUACAUCCAGUUCGUCGCCAUGGAAAGCGACCACGGUGUGAGGCCGGUUGCCGAGCACUAUGGCUGCAUGGUGGAUCUGUUUGGGAGGCUGGGAUGGCUGGCGGAGGCCGAGCACGCCGCCAAGAAUGCGCCGAAGGGUGGCGAUAUUGUCUCGUGGAUGAGUGUUUUGGGAGCUUGUAAGAUCCACAGCGACGAUGUUCGAGCCAAGCAAGCGGCAGAGAAAGUCCUCCAGGUUUCCAGAGGUAGUCUUUCUAUAAACAACUAGCUCUGAAGAGAGGGAAAAACAAACGAAGCCGCCUCUUCCCCCUUUCUCUCUCUCUCUCUCUCUCUCUCGCUCUCGCUCCGGAAUGGGUACCAAAGUGGAUGCGCUUGCUUCUUCAAAGCUCAAGAUUGAAGUUGGCAAACAACUAUGGUUGGCGGUCCCGAUGAUCGGUGUGAACCUUGUGCAGUUCAGCCGGACUAUAGUGUCCGUAAUGUUCGUGGGUCAUUUGGGGGAGCUCGAGCUUUCCAGCGCUUCCAUCGCCUCUUCCUUCUGCGUCGUCACUGGCUACAGUCUCCUGAUGGGACUUGGAAGCGCUCUGGAAACACUGUGUGGACAGGCUUAUGGUGCCAAGCAGUACCACUUGCUGGGAGUGUACAUGCAGCGAGCAAUGAUCCUCCUCAACAUCGUUUGCUUGCCAAUCGCGGUGAUGUGGUAUAACAUGGAGCACGUACUGGUCUUCUUCAAGCAGGACCCUGAUAUAUCCAUGAAAGCUGGGAUAUAUGCUCGGUACAUGAUCCCUGGUUUGUUCGCACUGGCUUUCCUUCAGCCGCUGGUGAAGUUUUUGCAGUCGCAGAGCAAAGUCCUUCCCAUGUUUCUGUGCUCGGCGGCGGCAUCCAUCGUCCACGCGCUGCUCUGCUGGCUCUUCAUCUUCAAGUUGGGAAUGGGAAACGCCGGAGCAGCAGUGACCGUAAGCUUCUCUUACUGGCUUAAUGCUGUUCUCCUGGUGGCUGUUGUUGUAAUGACGCCUUCGGCCAGAGAGUGCUGGCAUGGAUUCUCCGCGCAGGCUUUCGAGGGCUUCAUCGAGUUUCUCAAGCUCGCCAUCCCGUCGGCAGUCAUGGUCUGCUUUGAGUGGUGGUCAUUUGAAGCUCUGGUCCUCCUGUCCGGGCUACUGCCAAAUCCGCAGCUGGACGCAUCCGUGUUUUCAAUCAUCCUGAACACGAUUGCGACAUGCUAUAUGAUACCCAGUGGGAUAGGUGCUGCGACAAGCACAAGAGUUGCCAACGAACUCGGGGCUGGGCGUGCUGCUCCAGCUCGCUUUGCAUUUCUCGUAUCCAUGGGACUUGCAGUGAUGGAUGCAGUUAUUAUCUCUCUAAUAAUCGUCUCGUUGCGCAACGUUCUCGGGAAAGCCUACAGUAACGAAGCAGAGGUGGUGGCAGAGGUUGCAGAAAUGGUUCCUCUACUUGCUGCUGUUAUCGUCAUGGACGCAUUGCAAGGCGUCACCUCAGGAGUAGCAAGGGGAUGCGGCUGGCAAGCACUCGCUGCAUUUGUAAACCUGGGGGCCUAUUACGCGGUUGGACUGCCAUUGGGGUGCACUCUGGCAUUCCACUUUGGACUCCAGGGAAAGGGGUUUUUGAUUGGUCUCCUGUGUGGAGUCACCCUUCAGGCGACAUUUCUCUUGCUUAUUUCUGUUUUGACAAACUGGACACAGAUGGCGGAAGCAGCCAUCAAAAGAGUGGAAGCUCAAGAAAUUAUGAGGUUGUUAGAAUAACUCUACUUUAUUGUUUUAGAAUUUGUGUAUAUUAGAAAAUCUAGAAGUUGUCUUCCAGAUUAAAACUGUUAAAAUUAUUUUUAAAUUAAAGUUAAAUAUAGUUAAUUUUCUUAA